Messenger RNA from Penicillium mononematosum, 903 nucleotides. RefSeq names its product transporter YIP1. Bases 1 to 903 code for a protein of 300 amino acids. The record is from RefSeq and is a predicted model, not a curated record. The transcript has 3 exons. NCBI's taxonomy places the organism in Eukaryota, Fungi, Ascomycota, Eurotiomycetes, Eurotiales, Aspergillaceae. Gene Ontology annotation, biological process: vesicle fusion with Golgi apparatus; endoplasmic reticulum to Golgi vesicle-mediated transport. Gene Ontology annotation, cellular component: membrane; trans-Golgi network.
AUGGCUCAAUACUAUCCACAACAGCCGGGCUACGCCCCUCAGGGCACCGCACCACAGAAUCUCCAGUUCUUCCCCUCGUCCUACUCCUCGGUUUCCGGUCACACAACCCCCCUCGCAAGCAUCCUACGGCGCUGGAUAUGGCGGGGCUCCCAAUCCUUCCGCGCAGGCUUAUCCUGCCGGAGGUGGGGCGGCUUGAGGACGGGUUGGUUGGCUGCAUUUGGGACGGAGGGGUAUGAUGGUGAACCACCGUUGCUUGAAGAGUUGGGUGUCAACUUUGAACAUAUCCGGACCAAGACUCUGACUGUUUUGAAUCCCUUCGCCUCUAUCGAUAAUCACCUUAUGGACGAUAGCGAUCUCUACGGAGCUCUGCUAUACAUCGUCUUGUACGGCACUUUCCUCCUGCUCUCAGGCAAGGUGUUCUACGGCUAUAUCUACGGCGUGGCAGUUUUUGGUACUGUCGCUUUGCAUUUGAUCCUCAGCCUCAUGUCUCCCGCUCUCGACACCGUCCCGACUCCGAACGCCGCCGACCCUACCAACUACAACCCCCACCACAAACCCUCCAUGUCCGGUGCCUCGGCCGCCGGCCACUUCUCUGCUACUCUGACCUUCCCGCGCUCCGCUAGCGUGCUAGGCUACUGCUUCCUUCCUUUGGUGCUUACCAGUCUCAUUGGUAUCCUGAUUCCCAUGGAUACCAUGUUCGGCUAUCUCUUGACUAUUGCCGCUGUUGGCUGGUGCACAUACAGUUCAUCAGGGAUGUUCUGCGCCGUGGCGCGUAUGAGUGGGAUGAGGGGUCUCGUGGCGUAUCCGUUGGCUCUAUUCUAUGUUGUUUUUGGAAUUAUGGGUAUCUUCUCUUCGCGUGGCACUGGCUCGCUAGCUGCGAAGACAGGUGCAGGUGCGGCUUGA